GCGCGGCGUCCUCGACGAGGCCAUAAUCGAUGGGUCGAUAGGCGAUGUCUGCUAUUGGAUUUCCCGCGAAAGAAACGCAAUUCCUCGCGCCCGAGACGCUGGAACAAGUGCACGAGCCCUUAACCGCUUACUGACUUUGGUGAUAAUCGAGCUUCAGCCUGACACAAUGGGAAUACAUGGACUUGCUAAGCUGAUAGCUGACCAGGCCCCUGGUGCCAUCAAAGAGCAGGACAUCAAGAACUACUUUGGUAGGAAAAUUGCCAUAGAUGCCUCCAUGUGUAUCUACCAGUUCCUGAUUGCGGUGCGACAGGACGGUAACGUUCUGCAGAAUGAGGAUGGCGAGACAACAAGCCACCUGAUGGGAAUGUUCUACCGGACGAUCCGCAUGCUGGAAUAUGGCAUCAAACCCGUGUACGUCUUUGACGGCAAGCCCCCACAGCUCAAGUCAGCAGAGCUGGAGAAGAGAGGGGAGAGGAGGGCAGAGGCUGAGAAGAUGCUUGCUCAAGCUCAGGAACUCGGGGAACAAGAGAAUAUUGACAAAUUCACCAAGCGUCUGGUAAAAGUCACCAAGCACCACAAUGAUGAGUGCAAGAAGCUGCUGACCCUGAUGGGAGUGCCCUACAUUGAGGCUCCAUGUGAGGCGGAGGCCAGCUGUGCCGCGCUGGUUAAAGCUGGGAAGGUCUUCGCCACAGCAACAGAGGAUAUGGAUGGACUGACCUUUGGGACGAAUGUCCUGCUUAGACAUGUCACCGCCAGCGAAGCAAAGAAACUUCCUAUCCAAGAGUUCCACUUCAGUCGCAUCCUGCAGGACAUCGGCCUCACCAAUGAACAGUUCAUAGACCUGUGUAUUCUGCUGGGCUGCGACUACUGUGGCACCAUCAAGGGAAUUGGCCCCAAGAGAGCCAUUGACCUGAUCAAACAACAUGGCUGCAUUGAGGAGAUCCUAGAAAACAUUGACUCCAAAAAGCACCCUGCUCCAGAGGACUGGCUUUACAAAGAGGCCAGGGGUUUGUUUUUGAAGGCGGAAGUGGUGGAUUGUUCCACUGUGGAGUUGAAGUGGAGUGAGCCGGAUGAGGAGGGUCUGAUCCAGUUCAUGUGUAACGAAAAACAGUUCAGUGAGGACAGGAUGCGUAACGGCUGUAAGAAGAUUUUGAAGAGCCGACAGGGCAGCACACAGGGACGACUGGACUCUUUCUUCUCCAUCACUGGAUCUCUGUCCUCCAAACGCAAGGAACCUGAGCUUAAAGGAUCAGCAAAAAAGAAGCAGAAGACGGGAGCCACGCCGGGCAAAUUUAAGAAGGGGAAAUAGACUGUACACAUGACUUUUUGAUUCUUUUGGGCAAGCAACUAUUACACACACUAUGAUUCUCACACGCAAGAGUAUAAAAAGGAACAUUGUUUCGAGGUGAGGCAAGAGGAAGCUGCAACAUAAGAAGAGGUUGUGUGUAAUGAUUAGUUCAGCUGGACAACUGUGUUUGUACAAGACCAAACGUGGUGUUAUUGACAGCUGUGCUUGUUCAAAGUGUGUGUGUUCUGUUAUUGAAUAAAAUGACUGAAGUGUUUUUUUUAUAGAG
This is a messenger RNA of Cyclopterus lumpus (lumpfish), 1574 nucleotides long. It is a transcript of the gene fen1, whose product is annotated as flap structure-specific endonuclease 1. Gene Ontology annotation, cellular component: nucleus. Gene Ontology annotation, molecular function: DNA binding; manganese ion binding; 5'-flap endonuclease activity. NCBI's taxonomy places the organism in Eukaryota, Metazoa, Chordata, Actinopteri, Perciformes, Cyclopteridae. The transcript is spliced from 12 exons. The record is from RefSeq and is a predicted model, not a curated record. The coding region runs from base 167 to 1309 and encodes 380 amino acids.